AUGAAGAAGGUCCAAUGUCCAGUAUGCAACGAGGAAGUCGUCGACACCGAGAUCAACCUGCACCUUGACCUCCGCUGCAGAGGUCUCGCCGGGCCUUCAUCCUCUGCUGCUCGUUCUUCCCAGGCCACACCUUCGGCAGAUAUCAAGCCCAAGCGCACCACUCCCAGCGCGAGCCAAGCGCCCGCUUCUGCUUCAGGGCACGCUUCCCGGGAGGUCUUCGAGGUGGGGGACGACACCCCUCCUCGCCCAACACAACCGAAGAAGCCGGUCGCGUCCAUCUUUGGCGGUGGCGUGAAGAGGAAGAAGCCACUGGACGAUGCAGAUGAGGAAGUGAAGCCGAAGGAUCUCGUCAAGCGCGCUGCUACUCAGAGGGAAGCGGGAGGGGGAGAGGUGGAGAAGAAGUCUAGGAUCAACCCGCUAAUUGCUGCUCAGCCACUGGCAGAACGAUCUCGACCCUCCUCUCUGGAAGGCUACGUCGGGCAGGCAGAUAUAGUCGGUCCCGGCAGCCUGCUCAGAGCAAGGAUAGAAGCCCGCGAAGGUAUCGGCAGCUGCAUCCUGUGGGGUCCUCCGGGAUGUGGCAAGACGACUCUGGCUAGGCUGAUAGCGAAGACUGCAGAUGCGGACUUCAAGGAGCUUUCAGCUACAAGCUCCGGCGCAGCAGACGUCAGGCAGGUCUUCGAGCAAGCGCGCAACGGCCUCAAGUUGACGGGAAGGAAGACCAUUCUGAUGGUUGAUGAGAUCCACAGGUUCAACAAGUCUCAGCAGGAUCUCUUCCUCCCAUAUGUCGAGAACGGCUGGGUGCAGCUCAUUGGCGCCACGACCGAGAACCCCUCGUUCAAGGUGAAUGGAGCUCUUCUGAGCCGAUGUCAAGUCUUCACCUUGCACAAGCAUGGUCCCGCCGCUCUCACUCAGAUCCUCGAGAAUGCGCUCUCGGCCCUGCCCGACCCAGCACCCCGUCUUCCUCCCGACCUUCUCCCUUUCCUGGCGGACGUAGCGGACGGAGAUGCCAGACAGGCACUGAACAGCCUCGAGCUCGCCCUAAAGGUCUGCACUUCACCCGCUCAGUCCACUCUGGGUGCUUUAGGGGAGUUGGAGAUAGAGGGAGACCAGGCGAAGCGGGACGAGCAGUUGAUGGAUGCGGUCCGCAAGGGUUUGAGAAAGGGGUAUGAUCGGAGUGGAGAGGAGCGGUACGACAUGAUCUCGGCCCUCCACAAGUGCCUGAGGGGAAGCGACGGGAGUGCGUCGAUGUACUGGCUGGCCAGGAUGAUCACUGGCGGCGAGGACGCUCUGUACAUCGCCCGAAGAUUGGUAGUAGUCGCCAGCGAAGAUGUCGGCCUGGCAGAUCCCCACGCAUUACCUCUGGCUAUGGCGACCUAUCAGGCCUGUCAAGUGAUCGGUCUCCCCGAGUGCCGCUUGAACUUGGCACACUGCGUAGCGUAUCUCGCCGAAGCGCCGAAAUCUACCCGCGCUUACACGGCCUACAAGCGAGCCGAAGCACUUGCCUCGAAACCACCUCUUCCUGGAGUCCCGCUGCAGAUCCGGAACGCGCCCACGAAGCUGCUCAAGCAGCUAGGAUAUGGGAAGGAGUACUCAUACAACCCCGCCUUUGCACAUCCGGUCCAUAACGAAUACCUCCCGCCCGAGCUGCUCGAACAUUCCUCAUAUGCUGCUGAUCCGGACAAGCACAUUCUCAAGACGCCGGAUGCGGAGCUGAAGGACAAGGAAUGGGAUGAGAAGCGGUUGGCGGAGUGGGAGAAGGAGGUGAACGGUGGAGCAGCGUGGACUGGGCCGUUUGAGCCUGAGCUAUAG
This is a messenger RNA of Dioszegia hungarica, 1809 nucleotides long. RefSeq lists its product as uncharacterized. Gene Ontology annotation, cellular component: nucleus. The transcript is spliced from 13 exons. The record is from RefSeq and is a predicted model, not a curated record. Gene Ontology annotation, molecular function: single-stranded DNA helicase activity; DNA binding; ATP binding. The coding region runs from base 1 to 1809 and encodes 602 amino acids. Lineage: Eukaryota; Fungi; Basidiomycota; Tremellomycetes; Tremellales; Bulleribasidiaceae. Gene Ontology annotation, biological process: regulation of DNA repair; DNA repair; DNA-templated DNA replication.